Messenger RNA from Sabethes cyaneus, 2142 nucleotides. It is a transcript of the gene ChAT, whose product is annotated as choline O-acetyltransferase. Gene Ontology annotation, molecular function: choline O-acetyltransferase activity. Lineage: Eukaryota; Metazoa; Arthropoda; Insecta; Diptera; Culicidae. Gene Ontology annotation, cellular component: neuron projection; cytoplasm. The record is from RefSeq and is a predicted model, not a curated record. Gene Ontology annotation, biological process: neuromuscular synaptic transmission; acetylcholine biosynthetic process. The transcript is spliced from 10 exons. The coding region runs from base 193 to 2142 and encodes 649 amino acids.
UCAUCGGAGGCGAACGAAGGGGGUGAAUCUUCCGCCCUGUUCUCGAAGUUAGGCAGCUCACUUUUUGGGGCUACCAGUUCACCCCAAAAGGUCGUAACCAAUAUCCGUGGAUUCCUCUCCAACCGGUUGACCAGCGUAUCUAUUCCCGAUACAGGAUGGAAAGAUUCGAUCCUGUCAUUACCGAAAAAAUGGAUGUCGACAACGGAAGCGACCGACGAAUUCGGUUUCCCGGAGAUGCUUCCGAAGGUGCCGGUGCCUACACUAGAUCAAACAAUGACGGAAUAUCUUCGGGUGCUACAACCGAUUGUAACGCCCCAGCAAUUGGAACGCACGCGGGCGAUAAUUAAACAGUUCACCGCACCAAAUGGGCUUGGGAUGACGCUGCAGCAGUACCUGCUGGACAAGCAGGAAGCCGAGGAUAACUGGGCCUACUACUAUUGGUUGAACGAUAUGUACAUGGACAACCCGUUGCCACUGCCAAUCAACUCCAAUCCUGGCAUGGUACUACCACCGCGGAAGUUCACCACCGUAAACGACGUUGCACGGUUUGCGGCCCGGUUGAUCGACAAUCUGAUGAUUCAUAAGGAGAUGCUCGAUAGCGGUGGUCUUGUUCAGGAACGUGCUACUUCCCGUGAAAAAGGUCAACCAUUGUGUAUGGCUCAGUAUUACCGACUUCUAGGAUCCUGCAGGCGACCAGGAGAGCAACGUGACAGUCAGUAUUUGCCGGAGAAAAGAUCCGACGAGCACGUUAUCAUUUUCUGUAGAAACCAGCUGUACUGUCUCCCUGUGAAAGCAGGCGAUCGUGGACGGCUUACGGAGGAUGAAAUCGUAUCCCAGCUGUUGUACAUACUGGACGAUGCUCCGUGCCUCGCUCGCAAACCACCUCGCAUCGGUAUACUAACUGCAGAGCCACGUCCGAAAUGGGCUCGCGAUCGCCAAAUGCUUCUGCUGGAGGAACAAAACGCCCGCAACAUCGAACUAAUCGAACAAGCGCUCGUCCAGAUCUGCAUCGACGAGCCAAUACCGCUGACGUUCAACGCGCGUGGCUUCAAUGGGUCACCUGCUGGCGCACACUACUGUGGCGGGCGCGACGAAAGCAACAUGGCCCAUGAAAUGAUCCAUGGUGGUGGAAGCGAGUAUAACUCCAGCAAUCGCUGGUUUGACAAGACGAUGCAGCUCAUCAUUUGUAAUGACGGAAGCUGGGGCUUAUGCUACGAACAUUCUCCUUCCGAGGGUAUUGCCGUAGUACAACUGCUGGAGGGGAUACUGAAGAAGAUCGACGAAGCACCUAACCGGGAGGAGAAUGGUUCGCAAGACCACUUGCCUCCACCGGAACGGCUUGAGUGGAUCAUUCGACCGGAAAUUGAGCAGAGAAUCAGGGAGGCAUCGAGAACUGUUGAUAAAAAUAUUGAGAACCUUGACUUCUACGUCUAUCGGUAUAAACCGUUCGGUAAAAACUUCAUCAAAGCUUGCCAAGUUAGUCCGGAUGCGUUCAUCCAGCUGGCGCUGCAAUUAGCGUAUUACAAACUAUACGGUCAUUUGGUUAGCACUUACGAAAGUGCUUCAACACGAAGAUUUUUGCUGGGACGUGUGGACUGCAUUCGUUCUGCCAGCAUAGAGGCUCUCGAAUGGGCAAAGGCUAUGUGUCAAGGGGAAGGCGCAAACGUGACACUCGAGAGCGACAAGGAAGAAGACUAUAGCUGCGAGGGGAACGAUGCGAAAAAAGUAACUUUCAGUAUUUACAGUAGAGACCAUUUGAGGGAAUUGUUUCGCUGUGCUGCUGCGCGCCAAACGGAGGUUAUGGUUCAAAACAUUCUAGGGCACGGUAUAGACAUUCAUCUGCUGGGUCUUCGGGAGGCCAGCAAAGAGAAAAAUGGCACUCUCCAUGAGUUGUUCACAGAUGAAACUUACAAGAUUGCUAACUGUUUUCUUCUCUCGACCAGCCAGGUCGCCUGCUCAACAAACAGCUUUAUGGGUUACGGUCCAGUGACUCCUCACGGCUACGGAGCCUCAUACAAUCCGCACCCGAAUGAGAUAAUCUUCUGUAUUUCGGCGUUCUUCUCAUCGGACAAAACGAGCGCCUCUCGAUUCGCUCGGUCGUUGCAGGACUCGCUCGACGCGAUGCGAGAUCUGUUGUCUUAA